AAGAGUGAUAAUGUAAAAGGUGAGGGUGACCCGUGAUUCGUGAACACAAACACCAUCGCCAUGGGCUUCAAUAUUCUGAGAACCACUUCCAUCUCCACUCCUAUCUCUUCCUCCAAAUCCAAACCCAUUUUCUCAACUCUUCUUCGUUCUUCUCCUUCCACCAUUUCCCCCCCAAAGUCCGUUACUCCCACCACUCUUUUCGUUUCUGCCACCCCCUUCUUCACUCUCCAUCCCAAGCUUGGUUUUCGUGGUGGGAUUGUGGCCAUGGCCGCACCUGGCUCUCUCCGCAAAUCCGAGGAAGAGUGGCGCGCAAUUCUCUCCCCUGAACAGUUUCGGAUCCUCAGGCAAAAGGGCACCGAGUUCCCUGGAACAGGAGAGUAUGACAAGUUCUAUGAAGAGGGAGUUUACAACUGUGCUGGUUGUGGGACUCCACUCUACAGGUCCAUAACAAAAUUCAAUUCUGGUUGUGGCUGGCCAGCCUUCUAUGAGGGGAUUCCCGGAGCCAUAAAUCGCAAUCCGGAUCCUGAUGGGAUGAGGACAGAAAUAACGUGUGCUGCUUGUGGGGGACAUCUAGGUCACGUCUUUAAAGGAGAAGGAUUUCCAACACCCACUAACGAACGCCAUUGUGUCAAUAGCAUUUCGCUGAAAUUUGCGCCAGCCAAUUCUUAUUCUUAAUAAAAUUGAGUCUGCUGUUUGGACGUGACUACUUAAGUACCCAACAUCGGUAAAAAAUUAUGCAAUGUACUUAUAUUAUGAAUGAAGUUAAAAAAAAAAUGAUGGCUAAAUAACAAUGUUGAUAAUUUGUACCUUUAUUCCUCUGUUCCCUUUUUCACUUGGUGCUAGAUCUACUAUGUUCAUUUGUGCUUGUGUUCGUACUUGGGUUUAUAUAUGUGAUAUGUCCAAGUAGAUUAAAGGUGA
Glycine soja is the source of this 918-nucleotide messenger RNA. RefSeq names its product peptide methionine sulfoxide reductase B5-like. Gene Ontology annotation, molecular function: peptide-methionine (R)-S-oxide reductase activity. Gene Ontology annotation, biological process: response to oxidative stress; protein repair. Bases 61 to 675 code for a protein of 204 amino acids. Lineage: Eukaryota; Viridiplantae; Streptophyta; Magnoliopsida; Fabales; Fabaceae. The record is from RefSeq and is a predicted model, not a curated record. The transcript has 3 exons.